AUGGAACAGUCGUAUUCAGUGCAAAGUCCCUCGGAUCAGUCGGUUCAACCGCACGUUAUCCAAUUCCUACAGUCCUUCUACGCCAUCUCCGACACUCCCGACGUGACCGAGAAGUAUGUGGACAUGUUCACAGAAGACGCGACAUUCGUGGUCGCCUCCAAGAAAGCCUCGGGACGUUCAGAGAUCACCACGCUGAGACAAGGCAUGUGGGAUGCCGUUGCCUCGCGUAAGCACACGCUUCAGAAGGUCUAUCCUUUUGGGUCAGGCUCGGAUGAGAUUAUGUUGCACGGGUCAGUGGCGUUGGAGCUCAAGAAUGGCGGCUCGGCAGAUAUUGAAUGGGCGGGGAGAGCCGAGCUGGAGAAGAGUGCGGACGGCAAGUAUCGGCUUAAGUUUUAUCAGGUGUAUUUGGAUACUGGUGCUGCAGCAGCUUACAAGAAAUAG
Fusarium sp. VM40 is the source of this 441-nucleotide messenger RNA. The record is from the annotation of a GenBank genome assembly. NCBI's taxonomy places the organism in Eukaryota, Fungi, Ascomycota, Sordariomycetes, Hypocreales, Nectriaceae.